AUGCUUGAAUGUAUUCCCAUGAUGCCCGUCAAGGCCUUAAUUGCCAGUCAGGUGCGCCACUUGAACCUGCACGAAUACCAGUCGAAGCAAUUGAUGGCCAAACACAACGUCAACGUCCAACGGUUUGUCAUUGCAGAGUCCAUUGAACAAGCGGAGAACGCCGCCAAGGGUUUGAAGGCGGACGAGAUUGUCAUCAAGGCUCAAAUCCAUGCUGGAGGACGAGGCAAGGGCGAGUUCUCGAGUGGACUGAAGAGCGGCGUCCAUUUGACCAGAGAUCCAGCCAAGGUGCCAGAGCUGGUGAAGCAGAUGCUUGGCUACAAACUCAAGACAAAGCAGACGAGCGAGGAUGGAGUCAUUGUCAAUAAGGUCAUGAUUGCCGAGGCGCUGGAUAUCUCCAAGGAGACCUACUUUGCCAUUCUGAUGGACCGUGAUAGUGGUGGACCUGUCAUGGUCGGAAGCCCCGAUGGCGGCAUUGAUAUCGAGCAGGUUGCCGCCACCCACCCCGACCACAUCUUUAAGUCUAUUGUCGAUAUUGAGACAGGCCCAACAGAGAAGCAGACACUUGACAUGGCCAUGAAGCUGGGAUUCCAAGGCAAGGCUGUUGCCGAGGCUUCUGACCAGAUGCAAAACCUGUACCAGCUCUUCUUGGAUGUCGAUGCUACUCAGGUCGAGAUCAACCCCUUCGGUUUAACGCCUCAAAACAAAGUUGUAUGCUUUGAUGCCAAGAUAUCGUUUGAUGACAACGCGAUAUUUAAGCACCCUGAGCUGAGGGCAAUGCGUGAUACGACGGAGGAGAACCCUCGUGAGGUCGACGCUGAGAACUGUGGACUGAACUAUGUCGGCAUGGACGGCAACAUUGGCUGUCUCGUGAAUGGAGCAGGUUUGGCGUUGGCGACGAUGGACAUUAUCAAGCUGCACGGCGCUUCGCCAGCCAACUUUUUGGAUGUCGGGGGAGGAGUGACGACCAAGCAGGUCGGCCAGGCAUUCAAGAUCCUGACAGACGACAAGAAUGUGAAGACGAUCUUGGUGAACAUCUUUGGCGGUAUUGCAUCCUGCUUGACUAUUGCUGAGGGAAUGGUCACGGCCUUGACGGAGGGACCCAAGAUCAAGGUGCCUAUUGUUGUUCGCCUCCAGGGGAACCAGGUCGAGGAGGGCAAGGAGUGUCUGCGACGAUCGGGUCUCAACAUUACUGUUAGGGACGAUCUUGAUGAGGCUGCCAUCCUGAGUGCCCAGCUCGCCGCUGCAUAG
Linnemannia hyalina is the source of this 1248-nucleotide messenger RNA. The record is from the annotation of a GenBank genome assembly. Lineage: Eukaryota; Fungi; Mortierellomycota; Mortierellomycetes; Mortierellales; Mortierellaceae.